Molecule: messenger RNA, 2201 nt
Organism: Aphanomyces astaci
Lineage: Eukaryota; Oomycota; Saprolegniomycetes; Saprolegniales; Verrucalvaceae
Exons: 2
Coding region: 20-1594 (524 amino acids)
Source: RefSeq, a predicted model, not a curated record
UUCAAGAUCGCGAUUUUGAAUGUGGUCGGAAGCGGCGCCGUGGGAGCGCAAGUUCCAUGAGAUCGUGACCGAUCUGAUUGCCGACGGCGGACUCACGGUGGACCUAUCCACGAAGGUUUCACUCUUGGAGAAGCUGGCGGACAAUCUCGAGCAUGAAACGGAGACGGCCGACGAGACGGUGGUCGGCAGGAUGCUGGCGUUGUGGAUCUUGAUCGUGGGUAACGUGGACCAAGUGUCAGUGGUAUCGUACAAGUACAUUUGCUUCCGCCUCAUGACAAUGCUGCUGCGUCGACCAGAGUUCAAGCUCCAGAGCCUCGACUUUGACUUCAACACCCAGGACGUGCGGAAAGAAGGUGACCCCGAAGCAUGGCGUCGCAUCCAUCUCGUCCGCAAACUCGUGAGUGACACAUUCGUGUACUCGUCGAAGUUGCUUCUCCACGAUAAUCAGAGCGACGCCACGUACCGCUUUUGCGCGGUCGUGGCGGCGCAUGCGUACUUUGUGUUUCCGAUGAUGCAGGCCCCCUUCGUGGACAUAUGUAUUUGGCGCUAUGGCCACCACCAGGCCAUUGCAUCUCCAUCUUCGUCGUCAUCUUUCCAUUCGAAAGUGCAUGCUCUAGUCCGCGCCAUGUCGCUGCAACCAACGCACACCGAAUUCAUGGACCGGACGCCAGACUUGUUUCAUUGGGGCUGGCUGGCCAAACAGCCGUCGGACGCAGCCAUGUUACCGGACGAUUCCACAUGGCGCUACCUCCUUGACGCGAACGACGGCCACCUCUUCUGCGCAUUCGUCCAAGCGUUUCACGACCAUGUCGACCGCGCCAUCGACGCCAGCGCGUCCCACGUGUCGGUCGUUGGGUGGGGUAUGGUGCCGGGGUACCUACCGCUCAUGCAGUUGUUUGCGGUCGUGCUGUACGACGCGGUGGUUGUGUUGACGGAUCAAUUUCUCAAUCAAGAUCGUCACCCCCCUCCUCGUAAUGUCGCCCUCGCUCCAUCAACAACACUCUUCCCCAUGACACCACUCUUGUGCGAGACGGUGCUACGCACCGCCACAGUCGUGGCCACCUGCGGCCACCUCGUGCCACUGUGGCUCGUUGUGGCCGUAGCCGCUGCCUCCACCGACCGUAGCACCGCGUUGUCCAAGUCAGAAUGGGCACAAUGGGGCAUGCCGCCAUGUAUCAUCCAAGCAACGACCGCGUGGAUUCAAGUCGGAGCCAACCCACAUACUCGACACAAACACAACAGCAAGGACGACAGCCACGUUCAAUCGUUGCUCUUGUAUCCGUCGUACAUUCGCCUUCACGAGAUAGUAGUGCACAUGUCGACCGUUUUCCCCAACGUGACUUGUGCACCCGAAGGCGUCGUCGUAUCUGUGAUGGAGUGGGUGUACACCCACAUACAGCGGCUACCCAUCGAGGACAAGGCCGUGGUGGCCAACUCCCUACUCGUCCAGCCGCAUUUCUACGCGCUGUUUCUGCAUUGGUCCCCUAAGGUCCGCCUCUGCCUGCGGCAUUUGCUCGUGUAUCGGCUGUUCCGCCACGACCGCCGCACGUUGCACUUGGCCAGUGACACGUACGUCGCCGUCGUCGGAUCGUGACAUCUGAUUCGGGGCCGAGUCUGCGUGGAUGUCGUGGGAUGUAUCUGAUUAUUCGUCUGAUUCUCGCCAUGGGAUGGUUUGGAUAUGCUGACAUUCGGAUAUCUAUCUAUAUAUAUAUUAGGUGUAGAUAUCCGAAUAUAUAUAUAGAUAUCAAUUUAUCGGAAAGGUUGGAUUGAUCUUGGGUGGUGGCUGUCGAGUAGCGCGUUGUUGCUGGGUAUGGGCCAAGACAAAAACAACUCAUGUGAACCAUCCAUUGGGUUUCCUGUGGAAGACAAACCUGAAGUGUUGUCGGACAGCCCGAGCCUCAUGCUGGAUCUGUCCCUGGCCAGCAAAGUGGACACGUUCGUGUACAUGCUUGGCCACCCUCGUAUACCAACCACCAGCAUUCGCAUGUUUCCAGAAGCGCUCGAUAUUUUCGUGGACGAAGCGCUACUGGAGUAUGGCGUGGCGGUGCAAGAGUACUACCACCGAUGCGCCACGAUUGAAGCCAACGAGCGAAUAAAUCCCAUGGACGUCGUGGAGGGGCCACCUUUGGCAAGUCUCUUGGCGGCGCUCGAAUGAAAUGAAUGCAGUUUUGGUCUGUAAUCGAUUUAAAUUCCAACGAGAA